AUGGCGACCUCUGAGCGUUCUUCCUCAACCGCUGCACCUUACUUUGAUGGCUCUGACUAUCGAUACUGGAAAACUCGCAUGAGAGCCCAUCUUAAUAGUAAGGGAAUAGGGAUUUGGGAAAUCACUCAGGAUAUAAACUAUGUGAUUCCUGCGACUCGUGUGACUCAAGAUGACAGAGAUAAGUAUCACGCCAAUAAUAAGGCGGUGGAUAUUCUGUUUGCGAGUCUGAGUCGUGCUGAGUUUGAUCGAGUCGAGGAUCUAACUCUUGCUCAUGAGAUUUGGUCCCGACUUCAGAGUUUCCAUGAGGGAAACAGCCAAGUGAAGGCUAGGCUCUUUGAGACCUACAGGCGUGAGUAUGAGAAUUUUGUUCAUUUGCCUAGCGAGUCUGCCGAUGCUUUGUUUCAGCGAUUCUUGGCUAUCGUGAACAAGAUGAAAGCAAACAUCACCAUUCUACCCUACACCGAUCACAAUAGAGCUUUGAAGAUCAUUCAUGCUUUGGAUCACGAGGUGUGGGGUACGAAGGUUGAUGCAAUCAUCGAGUCACCAAAUUACAAAACGCUUUCAACUGACGAACUCUUUGCCAAGUUGAAGUCCACUGAAGUUGACAAGAGGCUCCGAGCAAAACAAGGGAGCCCUACUAAUCCAAGUAGUAUGGCUCUCAUGUCUGGCUCUGGACAGCCUAAGGCUUUGAGUAACUCUUCUUCUAUGUUGUUUGCCUUGUCUUCUUUGCUUUCUGUUUUAGAUGAGCAACUGGAGGUCCUUGAUGAUGAUGAGCUCGCCCUGAUCACAAGGCGGUUCAUGCGCUUCAACGACAACCACAAGAACUGGCGAAGAAGCAACAACAACUGCUUUGAAUGUGGCAAGCCAGGACACUUCACCGCCGACUGCCCCGAUAAGAACAAGACCAGGAGCGGGUACUAUGUCAUGGCCCUCAACACCGACAACAAGAAGGAUGACAAGGAAAGCGACUCUGACACAGAAACAGAGGUAAAGGCUACUCCUAAACAACUUUCCUUAAAAAUUGAAGGAUUGAAUGAUUGCCUGAUCAAUCAAGAUAAGUUGAUUAAGAAGGUAGCUCGUGAACGAGUUGAGCUUAAGGCUAAGUUAGAGAGUGCUUUGAUUGAGAUAGAUAUGCUUAAAUCUGCUCCUAUUGUUUCUGAUAAUGUUGAGUGUAAUGAAUGUGUUGUUCAUAUGGAUAGUCUUGCAUCUUUACAAUCUAAGCAUGCUUUGUUGGUAGAUGAAUUGGAUUUGACUAGGGCUGCUUUAGAUGAGGUCAAGACUAGGCCUGUUUUGCUUGGUGCAUCUGCAGGUGAACAUGAAAUGGGACAAAGCAUUUUUGAAGAAGAGGACAAGCGUGCUGAUAGUGGUGAUGAAGAAAAUGAUGAGGUGAACCGUGCUCCAGCUACUGCUCCUAUACCUUCUACUUUGACUACAAGAUUUGAUGGCCCUACCUCUACUUCCACUACUUCAAGCCAUCACCAAGUACCACUACAAGAUGAUGAAGAAGAAGAUGAGAGUGAACAAGCUAUUGUUGAGGGGGAGGCUACUUCAGAGAGAGGAGUUCCACGACACAUUCAACGCUUCACCGAGACCCUCUCACCGCCAAGUGGUUAA
This is a messenger RNA of Setaria italica (foxtail millet), 1614 nucleotides long. RefSeq lists its product as uncharacterized. The record is from RefSeq and is a predicted model, not a curated record. The coding region runs from base 1 to 1614 and encodes 537 amino acids. The transcript is spliced from 4 exons. NCBI's taxonomy places the organism in Eukaryota, Viridiplantae, Streptophyta, Magnoliopsida, Poales, Poaceae. Gene Ontology annotation, molecular function: nucleic acid binding; zinc ion binding.